Molecule: messenger RNA, 7663 nt
Organism: Apis cerana (Asiatic honeybee)
Lineage: Eukaryota; Metazoa; Arthropoda; Insecta; Hymenoptera; Apidae
Product: GATA-binding factor C
Biological process (GO): cell fate commitment; negative regulation of transcription by RNA polymerase II; positive regulation of transcription by RNA polymerase II
Cellular component (GO): nucleus
Molecular function (GO): zinc ion binding; DNA-binding transcription factor activity, RNA polymerase II-specific; RNA polymerase II cis-regulatory region sequence-specific DNA binding
Source: RefSeq, a predicted model, not a curated record
UUAUUUUUAGAACUAUCUAUAUAUAUAUUAGCGGUGAAAAUAAUUUUUGGAAUUGUUUUUAUAAUCUUCUUCCAAACGAAAAAUCAAUUUUCGGUUAUCUUCGAAAUCGCUUAUCUCGUUAAUCUAAACUCGUGCAGGCCCACGAUGCGGACAAGUGAUCGAUUGAAAAUAAUAUUGGCGCCGAUAUCUCGAUCGUCUUUCCAUCGACCUAUAGGUUAUCCAUUUUUACGAUUACACAUUUUUAGAAACGGAAAAUAAAAUCCUUCUCACGGCUCGAUUCUUCCUUUCUUCUUCAAAGUGUCAAACCGACAAAUUCGAGAUUCAUUUUUACCUAUAAAUAAAAAAUAAAAAAGAGGAACAGAAUUAUAUAUAGAUCGUUCGUAGAUGACAUCGUUUAUAACAUUUACUCGCGAAUAACGAAUAACGAAGAGGAUUAAAAGAUUAUAGUUAACAUUCGUGGAACAACUAGGCCGGAGGAUUAAACGACACUUUACUACGGUAUAAUGUAUAAAUUGAUUUUAGAUUGCCUUCUUAAUUCCACGGGGAAAAGGAAAAAAAAAACGAAAUAAAUAAAACUAUCGAUCGAAAAGAAGAAAAAAAAAAAAGUAAACGACGGCUCGUCCAACGUAAUUUGAUUGAUAUUCCUCGCUCGUAUCUGUAAUCGUAUUCCGGACGUUAGCUCGAUAACUCAAAUAACGGAGUCGAUGAUUUAAUGUAUAAUUGAACGAAUAGAAGAGAAUCGAGGUAGGAUGUUCAUUCUUUUUCAUUCUCUCGUCGAGCGGUAGUUGGUAGCAGUACUAGUAGCAGUAAUCUCCGUUUCUUUCCGCAAAAACAUGAUCGAUGAGAAAAAUUACACAUUAUCGAGAACACAUAAAGAACGAAAAUCCUACAAAUGAAAAAUUAAGAGAAGCGGCAGCGGCCGAUGUUUUAAUCUUAUCUCGAGGCUUUUCGCGUUUAAUCUUAUCGGAUCUCGUUCUCGAGUAUUUUAUUUGCCCCGGACGUACGUUUAUAAUUUUGGAAGUGCUCCGUCACCGACUGCACACCACGUACACGCACGUGGAUACACACUCUUCUCUCUCCCUAUCUCCCUCCUUUAAGGACUCUGUCCCCUCGAUUCGACGAACCUUUACAGAAAAUAUCUUUCCCCGUACACCUCUUCGAACUUGCUCCAAUCGAGAGUGGCGAAUUUUCGGAUUUUCGGAGUUAGAUGCUCGUGAAACGAGGGGACGGAGGGGAGAAAAUAAUUGUAAAUUUUCCAACGGGGGGAAAGGCCUCCUCCCCCCACCAGUCGUUCGGCCAUUUUUCCAUUCGUUCUCGUCCCCGUAUCGGUAUCGAGAGGGGUCCCUUCGGUUGCGUCACCGAUGACCUUGAUCAUCGGCCGUGCGCCGCGAUCGAUAAAACGAUUUCGUGCCACUUGAUCGCCGAGCGGGCUGGGGAUCGGUGCCGUUUCGAAACCUCCGGAGCUUCUCCAAUUAACGCUGGAUCUCUACUGAGAUCGGUUAUCGGUUACGCGAAAGGCGGGGUCAGAGACAGAAGCAAUUGUUAUCCUUGGAUCGUGAACGAACCGCCGGGAAUCACCUAUGAUCUCCCCUCGGAGGAGAGGCCCCACUAGGACCACCAGGCUUCCGGCAGAGAGGCACCGUUCCUGCCACCGUUCCUAAUCCCUCCCUCUCCCCCAUCUCUGCGCCCCUUUCCCCCUCCUCCCCCUCCUCCGCCAUCCGUCGCCUGGACGUCGCUCCUCGGGACGGAGGAGCAGCGCACGCCGGAGGAGGAUCGUCGGCCUCUCCCCCCUCCCCUCAUCACGCCUCGCGGGACAAAGGACGCGGCAAAGAGUCGGACAGGAUGGACAUGAGCAGCGAGUCGAGCGCGGCCAGGUGGUACGAGCCCCCUAGAUCCACGCUGGAGCCGCCCUCGGGGGGUGCAGGAGUCGCGGGAGUCGUUGGCAAUCCCACCGAUUACAGGGGCUACUACCCUCACGCGGGGCCGACCGCCCAUCACCCCGCAGCAGCAGCCGCUCACUAUGCCCACACGAGGAUGUCGAGCAGCGGAGUGACGAGCGGCCCCGUGAGCCAGGUGUGCCGGCCGCACUUCCACAGCUCGGUGCUUCACCCUUGGCUGUCGGGGAGCGGGGCGGACACGUCGAAGACGCCGUGGGGAUUCCCGACGACGACGGGCUCGGCCGGGAGCGGGGUGGCCGACGACAAGCCCCAGAGCCCCCUGGGCUCCUCCCUGCCCCCGAGCACCGGCAGCCUGUCCAGCCACGGCGGGGCGGGGGCCGGCCACCACCUCUUCUCCUUCCCUCCGACGCCCCCCAAGGACGCCACCCCCGACAGCAUCACCGCGAGCACCACCUCGGCCAGCAACAACAACAACAACAACAACAACAACACGACCAGCGCCAACAACAACGCCAACAACCCCCUGUCGGGGCUCGGCGGCGGGGCGAGCAGCGAGUACCAGGCGGCCGUCGCCCACGCGGCGGUGAUGGGCGCGUUCAUGCACCACCAGGACGCGCUGGGCGGCGGGGGAGCGGGCUCGUGCGACGUGAAGCCGAGCGUGAUGCUGAGCCAUCACCACGGCGCGCCGUCGCCGCCCCAUCAGCAGCACAACGGGACGGGGAGCGGCGGGAACGGCGGGACAGGGGCGAGUGGAGGCGGCGGGGCGAGCGGGCAGGUGAAGCAACGCGAAGGUAAUAAUCAGUCGGGCAGCCAGCAGGCGAGCACCGCGCAACAGCAGCAGCAGCAGCAGCAACAGCAGCAGCAGCAGCAGCAGCAGCAGCAGCAGGAGGCCGCGUAUCAGGGGAGCAACGUGGCUGGCGGGGGUGGCGGGGGCGGCGGCGGGGGGGCGAGCUCGCCCUCGUGCAGGGAGAGUUACGCGGCGGCCGCCGCCGCCGCCGCCGCCGCGGCCGCGGCCGCGGCUGCCUCCAACACCCACCACGCGACCUCCGGGUCCCAGUACGACCCGGCAACCAGCGCGUAUAACAUGUACCAGCACCUGCAGUAUCCUAGUACCACCCACCACCACCACCACCACCAUCAUCACGCCGCCUCCUCGUCGUCUUCUUCGUCUUCGUCCCACAAUCCGCACAACGGGGCCGCCGCGGUCUCCGGUAUUUUCGGCCACCACGCGGCGGCGGCCGCGGCGGCCGCCGCGGCCGGGAACGCGGCCGGCGUGGCCGGCGUUAACGUCGACUCGAAGCUGUUGGUCGGCCACGUGCACGCCAACACGCCGAGCUCGCCUUCCGCGCAGCAGCAGCAGCAGCAAAAGCCCAGGAACAAGUCGAGAACGUCCGCCGAGGGCCGCGAAUGCGUGAAUUGCGGCGCGACAUCGACGCCACUGUGGAGACGAGACGGUACCGGUCACUACCUCUGCAACGCUUGCGGCCUCUACUACAAGAUGAACGGCCAGAACCGACCUCUCAUCAAGCCGAAACGACGGCUGUCGCUGCAGAGUGCGGCGAGGCGGGCGGGCACCAGCUGUGCCAACUGCAAGACCGCGACCACCACGCUCUGGCGAAGGAAUCAGGCCGGAGAGCCAGUCUGCAACGCGUGCGGCCUCUACUACAAGCUGCACAACGUGAAUCGGCCGCUCACGAUGAAGAAGGAGGGCAUCCAGACGAGGAACAGGAAACUGUCGUCGAAGAGCAAGAAGAAGAAGGCUGGCGGUUGUCUGGGGCUUGGUGGCGUGAUGGGCGAUAUGAUCAAAGCCAGCGGCCACCUCGACCUCGACAACAAACCCUUCCACUCGGGCUUCGGUUCACCCAUGAGUACGUCGCAGCAUCACCACACGAUGCACCCAGCGAUGCAGCACUAUAUGUAUCACACGGGGGUGGGGGUCGCGGGUGGGCUUCACCAGGGAUUCGCGCCCCCUGCGCCGCCACCCAUCCACCCCCACUCGCACUCGCACUCCCAUUCCCAUCACAUGACGAGUCUUCAGGGUCUCCAGUUGGCAGCCACGACGAACGCGAUGACCGGUUGGCGAUCGGAGUACACAUGAAUCGUGAACGAUCAACAGCUCAGGACGCAGCCCACCACUCUCGUUCUAACGUAGAUCGCGAGACCCGAGCUCUCCUCUCUUUCUCUCUCCGCGAAUUGUAUCGAGAGACGUUCGAGAGGCGCGGUGAAAAGAAACGAAGGAAUACGAAAAUGGAAAAAUUGACGAGUCGCGAAAACGCAUGUUUCCCCCAUUUUUUCUUUCUUUCUCUCUCUCUCUUUCGUUUCUUUCUUUCGAAUCCCUUUUUCGUUUCGCGAUCUCGAAAUAUCGAAUGUAAAUAUGUAAAGUUUCGCACAAGGUAAGGGCAGUCGAGCCCAGGCCCCAAGUACAAACGAAGUCAAGCUAAAUAACUCGUAUCGUGUCUAAUUAGACGUGCUCCUGUAAAUAGACGGACAAUUAUAUAUAUAUAUAAUAAUAUAUAUAUAUAUAUAUAUAUAUCUCUAUAAAAUCACAAGAGUUUCUAUUAACGUGAGUGCAUGGCGUGAAAUAAAAGAGAAUAAAAAAUAAUGGGGGGUUAUUAACCUCCCCUCCCUUCCUUUCUUUGUCGAGGAUCGCCCCUUCGAAGACGAAUUUCUUUUACUGAUGAACGAGCGGGGAUUAAAAUUAUUUAUUCGAGGAUAUAUAUAUAUAUAUAUAUACGACGUGUUCAAUUCUGUUCGAAAAGGGUAUGAAACCCUUGGGAACCGGAAUCGGUCUUCGGAGGCCGAGGUGUAUUAUCUAGUUUGUAAGCGUGUAUAUCAUCCAACAUCGUGCGAAACAUCGUGCAAUUUUAAAAAGUCUUUUUAUUAAAACGCGAAGAAUUUCCCGCGUGAGGGAAAGGGCCAUUGGACGCCGAUUUUCAUUCAUCAUUUCAUUCCUUUCUUGAUUCCUCCCCCUUCGUUCCACGAGGAACGAAUUUAACGCGAUCGAAUACACAUUUUGCAUGAACGUUAUUCGAAGAAGGAAAUAUGACGAUCCGCUUGCCCGUGGAACGCGACGCGGUGGCGCCAUCUGCUCGUCGACAAAAUUCAGUAGCAAACGGAGACUUGUCUUAUACGUACCAACGUUUCCAACCUGACGAUUCUUCCUCGUGGAACGCGAUCUAUUCGUCGAUACUUUACAACGAUGGAACCAAUCUCAACAAUCGCGUUCGACGAGGAGAAGAAUUAAAUAAUCGAUCGAAAGUAUAUUUUCUACGGUUCCAACGAGGCGCGAUGAGUUUUUCCCCCUCCACUUGGAACGCGAUUGUGGCGCCAUAUACUCGUCCACGAUUAAUCCAGCGAUGGAGUGCCGUUAAAUGGAAGCUUUCAAUCGCGUUCGACGCGAGGAGAGAAAUUAGUCGGACAAUCGAUCGAAGGGAUAUUUUCUGCUCGUUUCAACGGAGUGUAGUUACGGUGAAUUGUGAUGUCGUACAAUGCUCGAUCUUUUUAUUUCCCGUGCACGAGAAUCGGCGUCCAGUCGUUUGAGCCAUCGCGUCGUGUGUCGUGUUUAGCGAUAGCGAGCAGCAACGUUAGGUGUAUAAAGCACACGUAGAAAAAAAAAGUCGGUAAAUUAUAUGGAUUUUUGAUCCGGUGAUCCAGAUCGCGGAGUCGAGAAAGUCCCGAGAUUCAGAAUUAGAUAAAAAAAGGAAAAAAAGGAAAAAAAAGAAACAUAAUCGUUUCCAAGGUAGAAACCAAAAAAAAAACAAAAAAAAGGAAAAGAAAAUUGUAUACAAGGGGGGAGGGGGGGAAGAAAUGGGAAAUGGGACUGUGGACACGAGAGACGGAGCACUAGGAGGCAGAAAUGCCAGAGCGAAAAUGCAAAAAAAAGGGAAAAAAGGAAAAAAAAAAGAAUAAAUAAGUAAACAAAUAAUAAAAUAAUAAUAAAAUAGGGUAAAUAAAAUUCGCGAAAUGUAAAUUUUGUAUCUUCGAGAUUGUGUACCGUUAUCAUUGUAAUAAUAGUACAUAUAUAUAUAUAUAAAUAUUAUAAAUAUAUAAAUAAAAAAAGUCUAUAUAUAUAUAUAUAUAUAAAAAUGAAUAUAAAUAUUAUAAAUAUUAUAAAUAAUAAUUAAGAAAGAGAGAGAAGACGCGUAUGCGUAUGCGAGUUGCGUGAAUGUCGUGUGUAUCCGUGCGUGCAUGUGGUGUGUGUGUGCGUGUGCGUGUGCGUGCGCGUGCGUUUUGCGCGCGCGGCUGGCGAAAAGCAAAAUGAGUCAAAAGGAGAGGGGAGAGGGAAGAGAGGAGUAAAAGUGAUUGUGCAUAAAUUAGCGGUUAAUUGCGCAUCGUAAGAUUUGCAUCUAGAUAGUCGGAGCGCGCGAUGGUAAUUAAAACGAUUUAUCGCGAGCGAGAAAGGUUAAUAGCCGUGAAUGACGAUUAUCAUUAUUAUUCUUAUUACUAUUAUCGUGGUCGCCGAUCGGCCGGUAUCGCCGAUUAUUCAUUAAUCUCUCCUUCUCUAAUUAAUUAAUUAAUUAAUCGCGCGGGCACAUACACACUCGGCACGAGCCGGCCAAGACACGCCGCAAAUUGCGAUCCUUUCUUUUCUCGAUCUUCGCUGAGACCGCGUUUUCACCACGAAAAAGGGGGGUAAAAAACCCUCCGCCCUCUUCGCGUUCGAAUCGAUCGAUCGAUCGAUCGAUCCCUCGCAUUUCAAAAUUCCCACCAUUCUUUUACCGUUACCCCACCGUGUUCGUGUUAAUUUUUGCUCUCGAAUUUUUUUCCCUUUUUCAAUUUUUAACAUAUCGCUCCGAACUUUGAAUACUUUGGAUCGUGUUUUUCGCUCGAGCUUGUACUUGCAUCCAUUUUGCUACCAGGAUUUGGAGGAGGGUGGUGGUAGUGGUGGUCGGGUUCGAUCGAGAAACGACGAUCCAAAUACCCCUGGCUCUUUUGAAUAUGAAAACAACAACUUGGAAGAACAGUGUUUCGAAGCGGGCAGCCUCUUUGCGUCGCCUCGAUAUUUUUAGUACGGUCGGAAAAAAAAAAAAAAAGAAAUUUUUGUAAGAGAAUAGAAUUAUUAACGCGGAGAGGCACUGGUCUCGAAGUCGAAAUGCGACGGAUCGAAUGUCCGCGAAUCUGUUCGAGAUCGGGGCUCGAAGGAAACCGGCAACGACGACAGGGAUGUCGAAGAAAAAGAAAAAGAGAAAAAAAAGAAAUAAAGAAAAGACUGACGAGCGUAUAAGGAGGGAGAAAGAAAGGGAUGUUUGUCCGCGAGACGCCGGCCCGCCCCAUUUUCUCGCGAUCGGAUCACAGUUCGGUAAAGAGGACGAAGGGAGGACAGGAGGAAGGGAGAGGCAGACGAGGUUAUUCUAAUAAAAAAAAUAGUAUUAUUAGGGAGUAGCGUGUAGACUGUAUAAAGAGAGAGGAAAGGGGAAAAAAAUAAAAUAUACGAACUGUAGCGAAGGGGAAGAGAAAAAGAGACGAAAGUUGGACGGGAAAGGGUGACAGGACGAAAGCGGAGGCGUGUAAUGGAUGGAAGAUACGAUCCAGGCGCGUGUAUCGGUGGUCACAUCUCGUGGAAGGAAGGAAGGAAGGAAGGAAGGAAGGAAGGAAGAGGACGCGAGAGGAAUGUCUCGACGGUGGAUUCGACGAAUGUUCGAUCGAUGAUGGGCGUUUCGUGGCGACACUGAUUUUUUCGUGGACAUGUAUAAAGCGACAUUGUAAGAUAUCGUUGUAAAAAAAGGUUUUAACUUAAAAAUAAAUUAACGAUAAUUCACGCAUAA